AUGGAAUCAAGCAAAAGAAACAUUUACUCUUUCAAGUUUAAGGAUCCCGAUCUAAGAAGCUUGCGUGACUUUGUCUCCCAAAUGCACCCAGUAUACAAAAUCAAUUUUGGGAAAAACUAUGGCAAUCUGCUCAACAUCCUCAACCAAAGAGUGGACCAUACAACCUUAGUCACUCUGGCCCAAUUCUAUGACCUGCCUUUAAGGUGUUUCACGUUCCGAGAUUUCCAGCUAGCACCAAUGCUGGAAGAAUUCGCGCGUCUUGUUAGGAUUCCUAUGAAGAAGAAGCCAUUGUUUGAAGGGGUGGAUGAAUCUUUGCCACCUGAAGUCAUUGAUAGAGUGCUCCACAUGGACGAAAGGGAAACUGAGGCUAACCUAGAAGUCAAAGGGAAUACCAAAGGGUUUUCACUAAGUUUUCUCUUAGAAAGAGCUCAUACCCUAUUAAAAGCGGAGAAUUGGGACGCUUGUUACUCUGUUAUUGCUUUGGCUAUCUAUGGCAUCAUCCUGUUCCUAAAUAUGGAUGGUUUCAUAGACAUGGCUGCUAUUGGCGUCUUCCUCACCGAAAAUCCAGUGCCCAUCUUGUUAGCUGAUGUUUACUAUUACAUGAGCCAUAGGUACACCAAAAAGAAGGGAAUGAUUACUUGUUGUGCUCCCUUAUUAUACCAGUGGUUCCUAGAACAUCUUUCAAAGACAGGUGUUUGGGUAGAAUAG
Molecule: messenger RNA, 708 nt
Organism: Lathyrus oleraceus (garden pea)
Lineage: Eukaryota; Viridiplantae; Streptophyta; Magnoliopsida; Fabales; Fabaceae
Exons: 1
Coding region: 1-708 (235 amino acids)
Source: RefSeq, a predicted model, not a curated record